Molecule: messenger RNA, 3675 nt
Organism: Ruditapes philippinarum (Manila clam)
Lineage: Eukaryota; Metazoa; Mollusca; Bivalvia; Venerida; Veneridae
Product: transient receptor potential cation channel subfamily V member 3-like
Exons: 2
Coding region: 152-2578 (808 amino acids)
Biological process (GO): calcium ion import across plasma membrane
Cellular component (GO): membrane
Molecular function (GO): calcium channel activity
Source: RefSeq, a predicted model, not a curated record
CAAGUCUACGCUCGUAAAGUUACUAAACAAGUACAUUUGUUGCUGAUAAGAAAAUAAACAAGACAUAAUUGUGAUAUGCAUAUUGCAGAACGAAAGAUUUUGAAAAGGAACGUUUACUUAGUAAUUCUCGUUUAUUGUUACAAACAAUAAAAUGCUUUCACGUCAUUCAAAAAACGAUUUGCGUAUUUUAAAACUCUACGCCUCUUUGGAACGGAUUGCUGAAAAUGAUGAUACCGAGAGCAAAGAGCUUGAAGAAAUGAAAUCCAAUUUUACAUCAUUCUUUGAAUAUCUAAAAAAUAAUACAAGAAAAAAAGAAAUAAUGUUGGAUUUAAUUAAGAAUGAACACUUUCUCCAAAAUACAGAAAUAACAGGAAAUGAUUUGAGGGAGAUCGGUAUGAAAAACAAAACCGAUUUUAAGUUAAAUGGGAAGUCGCUGUUAUUUCGUGCAAUGUCAAUCAGAAAGGGAAAUGGUCUGCGAAAGGACAUCCUUGACGAAAUUAUCGUACACUUGAUUGAGAAUUUUCCGGAUCUCAUCACAUUGGAACAGUUUCAUGAAUCCAAGGAGAGUACAGGAGUUACCCCCAUUCAUCUUGCCGUAGUGCAAGAAGAUACAGAACUUCUAAAGUCAAUGGCAAAACAUAGAAAAAAUUGUGAAGAAAAAAUAAAAAACGCAGACGGUGAAAUAUUUCAAGGUACAGUAAUGAUGGCUGGAACUCUACUUGGAAUUGCUGCUUUAAAAUGCAAUGAGAAAAUAUUCAGAAUUAUUCUCGAGAACUUUGAACAGGAAAUGGAUGUUACUAAUAAAAAGGGUGAUAAUAUUAUCCAUUCUCUUAUAAAAUAUGCUUGCAUUCAACCAGAUAAACUAGACUCAGUACUCAAUAUGCUAAGGUACAUUAUAUGCUGCAAAUUUAUUCAAAAUGAAUCAGGAAAAGAAAAGAACGAAUCCAGAUUUAAUGUGGAAAAUGAAAGCAAGUACAGGAAGCAAGUUGGAAAACUAUUGAUGAUGAAAAAUAGGGAAAAACUUACACCAUUGCAACUGGCAACUAAACGGGAGCAGUACAAAAUAUUUGAUAUUAUAAUAAACCAUGAGGUAUACUUGUCACAGGAAUCAAAUGAUGGUAUAAUUCAAAGAAACCAAUACGACAUCACAGAGAUAGAAACACUUGCAUUGGAAAGUGACGUCAAAGGAGAAGCUAAUGAGGACAUCAAGGACGAGCAUCACGAAUCCGUAUUGGAAUUUGUUCUUCAUCACCAAACAGCUAACGCUUUUUUGUUUUCAAGCGUCACCCCUUUGAAAGAAAUUAUCAAAGAAAAAUGGAAUCACUACAAACAUUGGUUUCAUGGAAGCUUUAUAAUUUAUAUGGCUUUCAUGGUUCUUCUGUCUAUUUCUGCUGUUUUUAGGUCACAUUUAAAAGAGGCAGUGCAAAUAAAUGACACAGCUAAGUAUUUAAACCAUGUAACAAAGAAUGGCUUUGUCACUACUGUUUCAGGUAUUGGUCUCAUUUUUGCUUUAAUAGUUAUCGUCAUAAUCAUAAAAACUUGGUGUGCUAAUCGCUUUACCUCAAAAACGUCUACAAAGUAUUGGGCAAGAAUAAAGAUGCAUUUAAGGUUGCCAUACUCAAACUUUAUGUUUCGGGUAUACUUUUGCAUCUUUGCUUGUCUCUUGGUUGCAGACUUUAUUUGUGCGACACUUGUUGCUUUUGAGAAAGCGUCUGAUUAUGAAAACUAUUGUUUGAUCUUUGCCAUUAUAAUUGGUUGGUACCUUGUAUUAUUUUUUCUUCAGACAUUUAAGCAGAUAAGUUUUUAUACUGUUCUUGUUCAGAGAGUUAUAACAGAUAUGUUAAAAAUGGCUUGUAUUAUGGUUAUAUUUCUCAUAGCAUUUUCUAUUGCAAUGUAUAUGAUAAUGCAAGGAGCUGAUACGGAACAAGACGAUUUUGAUAAUUUUGGAAAAACAAUUGUUAAAAUGAUAACAAUCAUGCUUGGUAUCGGAGAAUUAGAUAUACUUUUUCAAGCAAGGAAACCAACAUUAGCCGUGCUGGUAUUUUUGCUAUUUGUUCUUCUAACAACUAUUCUUCUUCUAAAUGCACUUAUUGCAAUGAUGUCCAAUACUUGCACAGAUCUGAUGAGCAAUCAUACUGGUUAUUCAGCCUCAAAGAUGCAUUAUCGUCUUCAAAAGUUGGCUAUAAUUGUGUUUCUUGAAAGUUUUCUUCACCUUAAAUUUUGUAAACGGGUCGGCAGGAUUAAAGAGGGGCGACUCUUAUGGACACAAAAGUUUGUAAAGGAAGAUGGAGAAACGGCCAUUGAACCUUCAGACGAGCAUUUGCAACAAAGAGAUAGGACAGAUAUUUUGAAGAAGGAACUAAUAGAAACGAUUAAGCAGGGACAAGGCAGACUUACAAAAGUGAAGAGACCUAAAAAUGCGAAACGUCAAGUUUCAGAUAUGCCAGCCUUUCCCUCGGAACUUCAGGCAGUACAAAAACGCCUUGACAUCAAAGAUUAUGAGCAAAGACAAUGUGAAAGAUGUAAGGAUGAAACAGUGACAUGUUUGCAGUCACAAGAUAUAACAGAAUUUAUUUGACAUUUUGUAAAUCGAUACAAAUUUAAGAUUAUCCCCAAGAUACUCUAGUAGGUCUACUGCGUGUGUUACACUUACAAUGUACAAUAGCUUUUUAUACGUAACCAUCGGUUUUGAGAAUAGUAGUCGUAACUGAUUGAUGGUGCAAAGAGUGGAUCGUUACAAAAAGACUGCAAUGACUUUUGUACAUUUGUAACGUCACUUUUGUACUUAUUGUGUAUAAAUGAAGCAUGAAAAGAACUUUACUUUUUAAUUCUUUUGAACUUCAUGAAGGCUUGUGUUUCAAUGUAACAUUUUAACAAUAGAUGUUUUAAAAAGAUUAUUUCGUGUAAGGUCUGCAUAUACUCAAUGUGUAAACUGUAAACCAAAUUGUUACUGUUGCACUGCAUUAUAAUUAUUGCAUGUCAUAUGUAACACUACACUCAUAAUUUGUGUAUAUAACCCGCGAAACAUUUCAUUUAACGGUCUUUGAAUGACAACUGAGCUAAGUAUUAUCAUAAGUAUUCAUUGUCAAAUAUGUGCACAUCAGGGCAUUAUCGAAAAUUCAAACUUAUUUGAUCCUUAAACCCGGUUUUCUUACUCCUUUAGUUCUUUAGAGAUGGGUUGAAUUUAAGUAGCAUAGUAUAACAUAUUCGGCCAUAACCUGAAUACAACCUUCAAAAAGUCACCUCGCUUGCGAAUACUUAUAUGUGUUUCUUAACUUUUUUCUUCUUAAUCAUUUUAAGGACCGCUUUUUACUCAACCAAAUACGUGCCGUUUUAAAGUUGUAUGAAUCACCUGGGUUUAAGGAUCAAAUACGUUUGAAUUUUCGAUAAUACCCCGAUACCUUAUCUAAGUUUUAUGUUUACUGACCUUUAGUCAAGGACGUAUACCAUUAUCAACAGACGCUUAUAUAUGUUUGAAGUAUUCAUGUAAGAAUUGCUAUCUUGGGAUUCAAGUGUAAAAAAGCACGUUUAUGCUCAGGUGACUAAAAUUUUAAAAGUUUUUAUUUUUAGCCAUGGUAGCAAUCUUGAUCAGCAAACUGGAACCAUAUAAGCAAUGUUUACGUAUAGAGGACCGUCAAACGAUCAUUUCUGUACUGUUUUGACAAUAUCGACUAC